AUGGUCAUCGAAGAGGAGAUCUCUGAGGUGCCUCGGCCUAGGCAGGAAUCCGUGCCCUCUGACGACCAACUCGCCCGCGAGACCGUCCUCUCGGUCCUCGAAAGAGCGGCUGAGAGAGCGGAGAAGAAGGAAGAGGUGGUGAGACAGCGCCGGGAGAAGGCACAGCUGCUUCGCCGGCAGAAGUCGGAGCUCUUGGCAAGGGACAAGGCUCUGGCGCUGGCCGAAGCGGUUCAGCAAGAGGAGGUCGAGAGGCUUCGGAAGGAAGCCGAGCGAGCAAAGGAGAAGGCCUUGGCAGAAGAGGCUGAGAGACAAGCGGAGGUUGAGCGGCUGUGCAAGGAGGAGGAUGGACCCCAAGCACAGUCGAAGCCCUACAUUUCCCACAACGAUGCCAGGAGCAGCGUGUCCCGAAAUGUGUUCGGUACCGCGGUGGGGGCACAGCUGUGA
Molecule: messenger RNA, 444 nt
Organism: Symbiodinium sp. CCMP2592
Lineage: Eukaryota; Dinophyceae; Suessiales; Symbiodiniaceae
Source: the annotation of a GenBank genome assembly